UGCAGAACCGGGAUGAGAUGGUGAAGCAGACCAUCCAGAUUUUCGCGAGGGUGAAGCCCACUGUCCGGAAACAGCAACAAGGGAUUUAUUCCAUAGACGAAGAUGAAAAAUUAACACCUACCUUGGAAAUUAUCGUGCCUCGUGAUUUGGCAGAUGGAUUUGUGAAUAAUAAGCGAGAAAACUACAAAUUUAAAUUUCAAAGAAUUUUUGAUCAAGGUGCAAACCAAGAGAUCAUUUUUGAAAACAUUGCCAAACCAGUUGCCGAGAGUGUCUUGGCAGGUUACAAUGGUACCAUCUUUGCCUAUGGGCAAACAGGCAGUGGUAAGACAUUCACCAUCACAGGUGGAGCAGAACGCUACAGUGACAGAGGCAUUAUCCCAAGGACACUGUCGUACAUUUUUGAGCAAUUACAAAAGGACAGCAGCACAAUAUAUACAACGCACAUUUCCUAUUUGGAAAUCUACAAUGAAUGUGGUUAUGAUCUAUUGGAUCCAAGACAUGAAGCCUCCAGUUUGGAAGAUUUGCCGAAAGUGACAAUAUUGGAGGACCCUGACCAGAACAUUCACCUGAAAAACCUGUCUCUCCAUCAGGCAGCAACAGAGGAGGAGGCUCUGAAUCUGCUUUUUUUAGGAGACACCAACAGAAUGAUUGCAGAGACUCCGAUGAACCAAGCUUCAACUCGUUCCCACUGCAUUUUCACUAUUCACUUAUCAAGCAAGAAGCCAGGAUCUGCGACUGUCCGCCAUGCCAAACUUCACUUGGUUGAUCUGGCUGGUUCAGAGCGAGUUGCAAAGACUGGAAUGGGAGGCCAACUUCUAACAGAGGCCAAGUAUAUCAACUUGUCCCUUCAUUACUUAGAACAGGUGAUCAUUGCUCUUUCAGAAAAACACCGUUCCCACAUUCCCUACAGGAACUCCAUGAUGACCAGUGUCCUAAGAGACAGUCUGGGAGGGAACUGCAUGACGACCAUGAUCGCAACACUCUCUUUAGAGAAAAGGAAUAUCGAUGAGUCUAUAUCGACGUGCAGAUUUGCACAACGAGUGGCUCUUAUAAAGAAUGAGGCUGUUCUCAAUGAAGAAAUAGAUCCCAGAUUGAUGAUUAUACGCCUACAAAAAGAAAUCCAGGAGCUGAAGGAUGAACUGGCCAUUGUCACUGGGGAGCAGAGGACAGAGGCGCUCAUGGACGCGGAGCUCCUUCAGCUGGAAAAACUAAUAACCUCCUUUUUGGAAGACCAAGAUCCGGAAAGUAGACUAGAGGUUGGCACUGAUAUGCGUAAAAUUCAUCACUGUUUCCAUUAUUUAAAGAAACUAUUGAAUGACAAGAAGAUCCAUGGAAAAAGCACAGUCUCUUUGGAAAUCAAAGAUCAAGACUGUCAAGAACCGUUAAAAGAGGAAGAAUAUAAAAAGCUACGAGACCUUCUACAGCAGAGGGAUAAUGAAAUCAAUGUUCUGGUCAAUAUGCUAAAGAAGGAAAAGAAGAAAGCUCAGGAUGCUCUCCAUUCAUCCCGUAUGUAUAGAAGUGAAUGUGUACGCUCACAGAGCUCUCCUUUUCCACCUGGGAACCCAGAAGGUCUGAGGACUUGGCCAUCCUCAGCUCCCACACAGGUCCAGGACAUCAGCACUUCUGGGUAUAGAUCUAGUUUGCUCCACAGAAAAACAG
Messenger RNA from Hyaena hyaena (striped hyena), 1659 nucleotides. Its product is annotated as kinesin-like protein KIF6. The record is from RefSeq and is a predicted model, not a curated record. NCBI's taxonomy places the organism in Eukaryota, Metazoa, Chordata, Mammalia, Carnivora, Hyaenidae. Gene Ontology annotation, biological process: microtubule-based movement. Gene Ontology annotation, molecular function: ATP binding; microtubule motor activity; microtubule binding. The transcript has 13 exons. The annotation marks the transcript as partial.